AUGGUAGCAGUCAUCAUUAUUUGGAGUUUGAUUGCUAGAGCUGUCAAAAGCACCACCAAUUGUGUGGCUUGGAACAGAAAAGUAGUACCCUUCUGUUCCGAGGCUACAAGAGCAAGACCAAAGCUGCCUCAGACCUCUCAGUUGCUGAAAGAACAGCAGCCUUCAUCUACCUCAGUCUUUGUUUUCAUGUGGUCUUCUCCCUAUAAAGAAAGCAGUUUCGGGAGUGAUGAGACUCAUUGUUGCUUCAAGCAAAAUCAUGAUAUGUCUCCAGUGAAGAGUGUGAGCUCUGGAGUGAAGCAAGUGACUGUGGUGGCUGACUUUGCUAAUGGGCUACUGAGUCCUAAUCUCUAUAUACCUAUCAACAUCCUUGCAAACAUCCUUUCAGCAAGUGACAUGGCAAUCAUUCUUGUUGAGGACAUGCAAAACUACUUAACUACAGCAAACCCAAGCCCCAAUCCAUCUCAUGAACUUGGAGAUGGACAGCUGUUCUUUGGCCAGCUGGUUUUAAGGAAGCAGGUCCUCCUUGUUACCAUCAAAGUAAUUAUCAUCAUUCUCUGCUGCUCUCAGAACUGUGAAGGCUCUCUCAGUAAAGUGCUCACAAGCCUCCUACAAAUCAGCAAACCAGAGGCUACCAAGUCUCCUUGCCUAAAUCCACAACUCCUGUCUGGCAACCAGAGCAUCUCUGAAGAAACCACCGCUGGCGUCCAUAAUUUGUCGAUGAUGAUGGCCGAUGGCAUCUUAAAGGUGCUUACCAUCAACGUCAAUGACUCAGUCACCAAGGGCAAGUUUAACAACCUCUAUGGCUGCCGGGAUUCUCUCACUACUGGCAUCAAGCCGGCCACAGACAUGAUGAUGGCAGGCAGAGUUGUAGUGGUGGCAGGCCGGGACGUGGGCCAGGGCUGUGCACAGAUCUUGCAGGAUUUCAGUGCCCGAAUCUUCAUCACUGUGAUUGAUCCCACCAACACCCUGCAGGCAGCCGUGGAGGGCUAUGAGGUGACUAGCAUGGACGAGGCCUACAAGAAGGGAAUCAUCUUCGUGUCCACCACGGACUGCGUGGACAUCAUCCUUACCCGGCUCGAGCAGAUGGAGAAUGACGCCAUGGUGUGUAACAUUGGCCACUUUGAUAUGGAGAUCGAUGUCAAGUGGCUGGAUGAGAACUUCACACAGAAGGUAAACAUCAAGCCUCAGGUGGACAGUAACUGGCUGAAGAAUGGAUGCCGCAUUAUCCUGAAGACAGAGGGCCAAUUGGUCAACCUGGGCGGUGCCAUGGGUCACACAAAGCUGGUGCUAGCACAGACUGAGCUGUGGAUUCACUCAGACAAAUACCCUUUCAGUGUUCACUUCUUGCCCAAGAAGCUUGAUGAAGCAGUUGCAGAAGUCCGCCUGGGCAAGCUGAAUGUAAAACUGACCAAUCUAACCAAAAAGCAGUCUAAGUACCUGCUGGGUACACCCCGUGAUUGUCCCUUCAAGCCUGAUCAUUUCUGCUACUGA
Messenger RNA from Suncus etruscus (white-toothed pygmy shrew), 1491 nucleotides. Its product is annotated as adenosylhomocysteinase-like. The record is from RefSeq and is a predicted model, not a curated record. Gene Ontology annotation, biological process: L-methionine cycle. NCBI's taxonomy places the organism in Eukaryota, Metazoa, Chordata, Mammalia, Eulipotyphla, Soricidae. Gene Ontology annotation, molecular function: adenosylhomocysteinase activity. Gene Ontology annotation, cellular component: cytosol.